Paramuricea clavata is the source of this 1606-nucleotide messenger RNA. The record is from the annotation of a GenBank genome assembly. Lineage: Eukaryota; Metazoa; Cnidaria; Anthozoa; Malacalcyonacea; Plexauridae.
CUUCUCUAUUGUGCAUAUGUAGUUGCGAGUUAUCAGUUUGAGUCAUUGAACUACAUGGCCGUCAUCAAGUGUGUUGGAACAUUCGAGGGAACAUUGAACUUGAAGGAAAUCCAGUGUGUAACCAAGGCGAAGGGAACAAUUCACUUAUUAUAUCGGUUAUAAUUUAUCGGUAAGACUCGAAUUAUAUAACUUUGCCUUAGUUUGUUAGUGUGUCAUUUAAUUUCUGAUUGAACGAAGUGUGGUUGCAUGAUUGGAUAUGAAAAUAUGUCGAAUUGGUUUAUUGUAUUUUAUAUACAAACCGCUGCAGUUGCCACCGUGUUAGUGCAUGUUGUCCUCAUAUUCCGCCUCAUAUGUCAAUGGUUGUCCCGGAUUCGUUUGGUUGCUGGGGUUAAACUAGAGUUACGUUAAUUUAACUAUUGGGAGCUAACGUUACUAUCCCUGCAGAAGUGACAACCAAACGAUAACAAACUAUACUACAUAUUACGACGACUACGACAAUUUGUCGAGUUUCUUGCAUUUUAAUUUCGCAGAAAUUAGAGCCCUUGUGCAGUAUAAUUUACUCAGAAAUGUUACUCAUUUCUUGGAAAACUUGUUGCGUUGCGUUGUGUUCCUACCUGUGCUUUAAUUGUAGCCUAGUGAUGUCAAUUUUAUUAAGUUAGUAAAAAGUUGUUAUAUUUCUUAACAACAGAUGAAACGGGUGAGACCUGGCUCCCUCAACGAGAAAGAUCCGUAUUAUCAGGCAGUCUGAGAAGAGACGUGCAUGGUAAAGAUGCGUUGUCCGAAAUAUUCUACGGUUGCCGUGGUCCUCCUUUCGGUUCUUACUAUAACCGCUUUUGGAUUUCUCAUCGAAAGUUGCGUCGACAGUUAUCGACACAAAAUAUGGACGUCCAAGUACUUGCCGCGAUCAAAACAAGCCUUCCCUACAGCUGCUGUAUGCAAUGGGAGGGAUCAAGGAGAACCACCGAUACCUUUAAACUCCACAAAUAUUAAGAAUAUUCCACGGAUACAAAAUUGGUGCUAUACCUUCACGUACGACUACACCACGCACAGGAAUAUUCGCGUCAGCUGCAAGGCACAACCUGUGUUUGUCGUGUGGGAAAAUAAGCUAGUAUGUACCGUAGUAAACUUGUACAACAGGUCAGACCUCGGGGCAUAUUCGGAAAAUCUGUUUGACAAGCAGCACGAGACGGCCAUGUAUAUGUGGUUUCAAUACGAGAGCAGUCCAUUUGAUACGUUUCAAGUGUAUUUUUUCCACGGCACACAAGACGCCACUUUAAUCGAUAAACUACAGGAGAAACCUUGGCAAGAGAUUGGUCCAUAUUUGAAGUUUAACCCAAGUCGGAAAGUUGAGAGUCUGUCGCUAAACAGGAAGUUGUACACAACGUUUAUGUACUUUGUUCGCACAAGGGAGUGGAAACCAUAUUCUUCUAAUAUCCACGAAAAAGAUUUUAUGCUACAACAGCAAGCAAAGUUUAGAACUAAUGUUACAGAGGAUGUUAUUCAGGUGAGGAAAUAGCCUAGCUUUCAGGUGAAGGUAACAUGCACACAAGGCACACGACAGUGCAUUCUGGAAACUGGAAUUUCUUUACCGAGAAUUAAUAAUGCU